CUUGUUCCAGCUUAAUGGGCACAUAAUGGUCAGAUGGGAUUAAAACGCGGCCAAGGCUAUUACUAUUAUCCCUGUGCAUCUGGACAGCGUGUUGUGAUAUAGUAGUCUGGCACCGAUACUAUAGAAUACAGAUCCCUCUCUGCCAUCCCAUGAUUCAUGAAGAGCACCUUGACAGCACAGCAACUGCUAGUAAUGGAAAACCAUGGUGAAGAUCAUUCAGCCGUACUGCCUAUGCCGAAAGAGGUGGGUCAAGUACUGUGGUAGGCCGUCCUAUUAUAUCGAAGGAAAACGGUCUAUAAACCGCCGAUCGAUAUGCGUUCAGCUGAACCACUUGACUAUGGACUAAGCAAGCGGGGUUGGAAUCUACCUAUUUAUUGUAUGUGUCCUACGACCAUCGCUACUCUCCUUUUCUCAAGUUUACUUUGCACCACCACCAGAGCCCAAGUCUUUUUGUCAACUAGUUUGUCCCUCUGCCAAGGUUACUAAGCUAUUCUAACUCCCUUGCACCUCAUCUGCCGUACUAAUGAAUCCCCUAGAUGUCUUCUGUCCCCGGUCACAUACGUAACUCCCCUGAGAGGCUGCUUAUUGUUUGCGUCGUCGACGGCCAGCAAUAUACUUUCGUAUCGACCGUUCAACCCCCCCUUCCACCUUUUGAGGCUGGAGAAAUACAAAUCAACUAUGAUGAUCCUUCCCAACUGGCUUCAACGAAACGUUUCCACGGCACGGUCACGAACGGCCAAUUGACGCUGAUAAUCGACGAUGGGGUUACUAUUACUGCAGUGAUCAAUCCUCCUCAUGAUAUUGGUCAUAUUACCGGGGCUGGCGUUUGGAAUGUCAACUAGUAUUCGAGUAUUAUCGUAUUAUCCCAGGAAAGACAGACUGACAUAUGAUAUGAUAUGAUAUAUGUGUGUGUGUGUGUGUGUCCUUCGUCGCGAACGGAAUCUUAGCUAUGACCGACCUAUACAGUUCACG
Molecule: messenger RNA, 972 nt
Organism: Aspergillus caelatus
Lineage: Eukaryota; Fungi; Ascomycota; Eurotiomycetes; Eurotiales; Aspergillaceae
Exons: 1
Coding region: 537-842 (101 amino acids)
Source: RefSeq, a predicted model, not a curated record